UGCAAAUUAUCUCUAUUAAUGUGCAAUUGUUAAGUUGAAACUUUUGUUAUUUGCUUGCUUGGGUCCUAGGUUAGGGAGCUCAAGAUGGAAGGACCGAAAAAUGGAUCACUUGAAAAUAUGCUACGCAGAGUCUUUUUAAAGGCCUGAAUAGUUCUAAAUUUGCUCACAGGCAAGAAAAGGAGUAAUACCGUGGAAUCUUUCAAUAUCCAGUAUUACAAAGAUGGCACUACUAAAAGUCAAAUUCAACCAGAAGAAAAGGGUAAAACUAGCUCAGGGACUAUGGCUCAUGAACUGGUUUUCAGUGUUCGCAGGAAUCAUUGUUUUUAGCAUGGGAUUGUUCCUCAAAAUUGAGCUCCGGAAGCGAAGUGAAGUGAUGGACAAUUCUGAAAGCCAUUUUGUGCCCAAUUCUUUGAUAUUGAUGGGUAUAUUAUCUUGCGCCUUCAAUGCUCUUGCUGGCAAAAUUUGCUAUGAUUCUCUAGAUCCAACUAAAUUUGCAAAGUGGAAGCCUUUGCUGAAACCUUACCUGGUGUUAUGUUUCUUUUUUAACUUCUUCAUUUUUUUCAUUGCUCUGAUUUGCUUUCUCAUGAGGGGCUCUCUGGAGACAACAUUAGCAUAUGGGCUAAAGAAUGGCAUGAAGUUCUACAGGGAUACUGAUACCCCAGGAAGAUGCUUUAUGAAGAAGACAAUUGACAUGCUCCAAAUUGAGUUCAGAUGCUGUGGAAACAACGGUUUCAGAGACUGGUUUGAGAUUCAGUGGAUCAGCAACAGAUACCUGGAUUUUGGCUCCAAAGAAGUGAAAGAUCGAAUUAAAAGCAAUGUGGAUGGAAGGUACUUGGUUGACGGAGUCCCCUUCAGUUGCUGCAACCCCAGUUCCCCAAGACCCUGCAUCCAGUACCAAGUCACUAACAACUCGGCUCACUACAGCUACGACUACCAAACAGAGGAGCUCAACCUGUGGAACCGCGGCUGCAGGGAGGCACUUCUGCUCUACUACAGCAGCAUGAUGAGUUCCAUGGGUGGUGUUGUCCUCUUUGUCUGGCUUUUUGAGGUGUCUGUGAUGGUUGGUUUGCGUCUUUUGCAAACCGCUCUGGAAAGCAUCGCAAAUCCUGAGGAUCCUGAAUGUGAAAGCGAGGGGUGGCUCCUGGAGCAAAGCCUGACAGACACUUUCAAAUCUGCAUUAGAAAGUUUGAAAAAGGUUGGUAAGUUCAAUCAGGUGGAUGCAGGUGCUGAAGGGGCUGAAGGCGAAGAAGGUGGAAAGACUCCAGCCAUCACAACAGUCAGUUGAGCUUCUCAUCUGAGGUGGACUUUAUCAAAGAAAAAUGAAAAAAACGGAGAAUGUGAAUACGUACUUUAGAAAAAUGUAUAAACCAU
Chrysemys picta bellii (western painted turtle) is the source of this 1371-nucleotide messenger RNA. RefSeq names its product peripherin 2 (gene PRPH2). Gene Ontology annotation, biological process: visual perception. Lineage: Eukaryota; Metazoa; Chordata; Testudines; Emydidae. Gene Ontology annotation, cellular component: plasma membrane. The record is from RefSeq and is a predicted model, not a curated record.